This is a messenger RNA of Coregonus clupeaformis (lake whitefish), 1473 nucleotides long. RefSeq names its product protein mono-ADP-ribosyltransferase PARP14-like. The transcript has 2 exons. Gene Ontology annotation, cellular component: cytoplasm; nucleus. The record is from RefSeq and is a predicted model, not a curated record. Gene Ontology annotation, molecular function: transcription corepressor activity. NCBI's taxonomy places the organism in Eukaryota, Metazoa, Chordata, Actinopteri, Salmoniformes, Salmonidae. The coding region runs from base 1 to 1473 and encodes 490 amino acids. Gene Ontology annotation, biological process: negative regulation of gene expression.
AUGGAGCGAGUGGUGCCUGAGGUGUCCCUCCACCUCCUGUUCUUUCUGAGGAAGGAGUAUGGGAGGCCUGAGCACCUGAGCAGCCUGCUGGCGUUUGAAGGCCAGGUGGAGGUAGAGCUGGGGGACACAGAGCUCCGUCUGUUCGCCCUCUCCUCUGGGAAACUGGACCAGGCUGAGAAGGAUCUGCUGGGUGAGUUUGGGGAGGAGAAGAUUGACCUGCCCAACGGUGUCCUCCCAGCUGAACUGAAGUCCAAACUUGAGAAGAAGGUGAAGGAGAUGAACCAGAGAAGCCGCCGGGUGGUGGCCAGGUACGGUCCUGGGUGUAGAGUGCAGCUGCUGGGCCACCUGAAGCAGGUUCAGGAACUGAGGGAGGAGAUCGGGGACUUUCUGAUAGGCCAGUCCAGUGGAAGAGUUGUGGGACGCCCUCAACAGAACCAUGGUGGCGAAGUCGGUGAAGCGGGCGCCGGACCAAGAUGUGAGGAGACGGUCGCAGCCACCAGCUAUUGCCUCCAGGGAGGGCUGCGGGUAGUGGUUUGUCAGGGUGACAUCACCAAGGAACAGGCGGACGCACUGGUGAACGCAGCCAAUGAGGAUCUGGAUCACGCUGGAGGUGUGGCUGCAGCUCUGAGCCGGGCGGGGGGACCUGAGGUACAGCGGGCCAGCAGGGAUCUGGUUAGGCAGAUAGGGAGAGUACCCACAGGUACAGUGGUAGAGACUACAGGAGGGAAUCUGCCUUGUAAGAUGCUGCUGCAUGCGGUGGGACCAGUAGGUGGCAGCGUAGGUGGGAAUGAGCGCCCUCUGCUGGAGAAGACAGUAAUGGCAGCCCUGGAUCUGGCAGAGACCCUGGAGCUCCAGACCCUGGCCAUGCCCUGCAUCAGCUCAGGGAUAUUUGGCGUUCCUCUGAAGGUGUGCUCUGAGGCCAUAGUCUCUGCAGUGAGGGACUUUGGGAGGGAACAGCACAUCCUUACCAAGGUCACUCUGAUUGAUGUGAGUGGAGAGGCAGUGAAAGCCAUGCAGGAGGCCUGUGAUAGGCUGUUACAGGGUAAGAGGGAGUUUUCUGGUUGGGAGGGAGAUUCUAGCACCACCACUACCACUACACAUGCUCCUCAGAGAGACACCACUUCUGCCUCCACCAGGGGAGCAGCGGCUCCAGAGGUCUGUGUCCAGGUGGAGAUCAUCCAGGGAACCAUAGAGAAGCAGCAGGUGGAUGCCCUGGUGUCCCCCAUGGUUGGUAGUGACCCUCUCUCCUCCCGUGUUGGUAAUGUCUUGUUGGAGGCAAAUGGACCGGCGCUGAUGACAGCGUUUCUGAGGGAAUCAGGGGGACAGACUGCACCUGGUGACAACGUCCUGGUGGAUGGACUGUCUGGUCUCGGCUCUGGCCGUGUCUUCUUCCUCAGCUGUGCACACUGGGACAACAACUCCCAGGGACCAGCAGUACAGGUGUGUCCCCUUGUAUGUGUGUGUGUGUUUUGA